AUGAGAUCUUUAAAGUCUUGCUUUUUUAAACAUAAUUGGAACAUAUGUUUAUUAUGGAUAAGAGUGAUUUUAAGUAGUACCCUUUUAAUAUAUUUAAUAUUUUAUAACAAUGUUUUUAAUUAUAAAAUUAGAUAUGGAAAAAGUCAUACAGAAGAUUCUUUCAAUUUAAUAAAACUGAGAAACUUAUCCGAAUAUAAUAAAAAUUACGAUGGAGAAUAUUAUGAUAUAUUAAAAUUAAAUAUAGAUAAUGAUAAGUUAAAAAAAUUUACAAUGAGGAUUCAUCCUGAAGUUGAAUUGUUCGGAAGGGAGUCUGAAUAUUUUGGGAAAAACAUGAAUGAAGUAUAUAUAAAACUUAUAACUGAUUUAAAACCAGAUUUGAUUAAUGUAAAUGCAACAAGUAAAAAGGAAUUGCUAAAUGAAUGGGAUUUUAUUAUGAAUAAUUUUACACCAAUGAAUGAUGAAUCAACUGUUGAAACAAAUAAUGAAACAGACCAUGAUACAAAUGAUGAAAAAAGUAUAAAAAAAAAGAAGAAAAAAAGAAGAAAACCUAGGAUAAGAUAUAUUGCAGAAUUGGUUGGAUAUGGUACAAUAUUAAUAGCUGGUUCUCCUGUUAUAUUAUCUUUGAUUAUUAUUGGAGGUUUCAUAUGGUGUGUUAAAGGUACAAAGGCUGCUAGAAAAUAUUUUAGUGCUAUUAAAAAAUUGCUUUUUGCAAAAUUACCUUUUUAA
Plasmodium adleri (nom. inval.) is the source of this 726-nucleotide messenger RNA. RefSeq names its product Plasmodium exported protein (hyp9), unknown function. The record is from RefSeq and is a predicted model, not a curated record. Lineage: Eukaryota; Apicomplexa; Aconoidasida; Haemosporida; Plasmodiidae. The coding region runs from base 1 to 726 and encodes 241 amino acids. The transcript has 2 exons.